Eutrema salsugineum is the source of this 1677-nucleotide messenger RNA. Its product is annotated as inositol 1,3,4-trisphosphate 5/6-kinase 4. Gene Ontology annotation, cellular component: cytoplasm. NCBI's taxonomy places the organism in Eukaryota, Viridiplantae, Streptophyta, Magnoliopsida, Brassicales, Brassicaceae. The transcript has 12 exons. The record is from RefSeq and is a predicted model, not a curated record. The coding region runs from base 40 to 1524 and encodes 494 amino acids. Gene Ontology annotation, molecular function: inositol-3,4,5,6-tetrakisphosphate 1-kinase activity; ATP binding; inositol-1,3,4-trisphosphate 5-kinase activity. Gene Ontology annotation, biological process: inositol trisphosphate metabolic process.
UCUUCUCUCUUUUUUUCUUUCUUCUUACAGUGGAGAGAGAUGGAAAACAGAACGAUGAAAGCGAUUCUACUUGACGAAUCUGUGCUCUUCAAUCCCGUGAGUGAGGAUUCGACGCCGCGACUUCGAGAAUCAGUGCCGUCUCUUCUCCGGCUGCUUCGUUAUUCCAUGAUCCGAACGGGGUUAUCAUAUGGGCUUCAUCUUCCGGAAAAUAAGGCGGAUUUACUGAGAAAAACGGCAGCUGAAUACUCCAUCGAUUGCUUACCUUUAGAGACAAGUGUUUCCUUAACGGAUGCACUCAAAGCAUGGUAUAAUGACGGCCGUAUUCUGUAUGUUGCGUCAAGUAAAAAAGAAGAGAUACUGCGUGAACUAAGUCCCAGCCAGAUAGUUAUUGUACUCGAAGACGAUUUAUGUGAGGAUCCUAACAUGCUUCAUAUCCGUAGCCUUGAAGAGCUGCCAAUGGCUAUUUGCUGCAUUAACAAGAAGGCAAUGGGUGACGGUGCUGCAAUAGUUGCUUACAUCAUGAAGCCAUCCCGGGUAGAGGACUUUGCCAAGAGGGGUGCUUUACCCAUGUAUCCUUCUUCGAAUGGGUUGAUAUUUCUACCCCUCAUGUUUGAGUUCCCUCUUUCAUCUCAACUCAAGCAUGCUGAUAUCAUUUUCCACAAAGCAACUGAUGAAAUCUUGUCCAUUCAACUGAACUGCUCCGACUCAAGAUCAGCUGUUGCAGUUAAAUUCUCUACCGGCAUGGAGGAACUGCGAAAGUAUAUGGAAAAUCAAAACUCUUAUGCUGUAGUCGACCCUCUUCAACAUAUAUAUCCUGUCCUGGACCGACUCAAGAUGCAACAUAUUCUUCUUGGAUUAGAGGACCUUACCGCAGCAGGACGAAAUAUAAGAGGCGCUUGUUUUCUCAAGAUUGACAGCUAUAAUGAACCGGAUCUGGCUCAAAACUUGUCUAGAGCUGGACUCUCUCUUCCAUGUAUUGUGAAACCUCAGGUUGCCUGUGGUGUUGCUGAUGCUCACAGCAUGGCCAUUGUCUUCCGAGUCGAGGAUUUUAAGGAUUUGAACACCCCUGUUCCUGCGAUUAUUCAAGAGUAUGUGGACCAUUCAUCCAGGAUCUUCAAGUUUUACGUCUUGGGGGAAAAGAUCUUCUACGCCGUCAAGAAAUCUAUCCCUAGUUCUUCCACUCUGAAGAAAUCAGCCGAAGAAAACGGUCUCCGACCAAUUCUCUUUGACAGCUUAAAAUCUUUACCAGUUGGCUCCGCAAACCAGGACCCGAUUGAUGAGAUUCAUAUAGAACUAGUUACAGAAGCAGCUAAGUGGCUUAGAAAGAAGCUUGAUCUCACAAUCUUCGGAUUUGACGUGGUUAUUCAAGAAGGAACAGGAGAUCACGUGAUAGUAGACUUGAACUACUUACCGUCGUUUAAAGAAGUCCCCGAUAACAUCGCAGUUCCUUCAUUCUGGGCAGCCAUCAGAAACAGGUUCGACCAACAUGUUCAAGAGCAUUCAAUGGGAAGCUCCUCUGUCUGAUUUUUGUUUUUGAAUGAUGAGCAGACCUGUUGCUGCUUUAUGCUUACCAAUAAUUGUACAAACCAAAAAAAUGUUAUCGAAUUUGUAAUUUUAAGGACCAGCGAGUGAAAGUCUGUGCUGUGUCCUAUUGUCGAUAAGAGCAAAAAAGCGCCC